Parnassius apollo (apollo) is the source of this 408-nucleotide messenger RNA. The record is from the annotation of a GenBank genome assembly. Lineage: Eukaryota; Metazoa; Arthropoda; Insecta; Lepidoptera; Papilionidae.
AUGAGAAGACCCACUGGCACGUCUUUUGCAAGAGCUUUUGGUUUCAGUAAAGAAAAAGUAGACGCUUUUUCUGAUCUUCUUGAAGAAGUCUACACUAAGGGUAAUUAUACUCCGAAUCGCAUAUAUAACGUCGAAGAAUCUGGGCUUACAGUGGUUCAAACCAAGAUACCCCAAGUUAUCGGUCACAAAGAAAAACGACAAAUAGCUUCACUUACUUCAGUUGAAAGAGGGUCUUUAAUGACAAUAGUUAUUGCUAUGAACGUUACUGGCCAUUUUGUGCCCCCUUACAUCAUUUUUCCCAGGAAAAAUAUGAGCGAACAGCUAAUGAGACGCAGUUUUCCAGGUGCGAUAGGCGUUGCACAUCCAUCAGGAUGGAUCCAAAUGCAAAAUAUUUACAGAUUAGUUUAA